Messenger RNA from Caenorhabditis bovis, 411 nucleotides. Lineage: Eukaryota; Metazoa; Nematoda; Chromadorea; Rhabditida; Rhabditidae. The record is from the annotation of a GenBank genome assembly.
AUGUCACUUCAAGAAACUGCGCAGAAGUUACAAGAAUUUCGAAAUCGACGAAAGAUUGAGCCCGAGAAGCGAAAAGAAGAAGAAGAAGAAGUUGCGGAAAAACCGGAAAUUCUUAAAAAACCGUGGUACGUUCCCGAUUUUGAUAGUGAUGAUGAUUCCUGUAAUUGCGUACCGCUUUGGCUCCAGCUUGUCAUUUAUCUUAUCGGACAAACUUUAUUUAUCUGGAUUGAAUUUGGGCUUGUCUUCUUCAUCAUCGCCGCCCUCAUGUUUGUCUAUCACAACACGGGACGCCGCAAGCGGGGCGAGCUGAGCGCUUAUUCAGUGUUCAACAAGGAAUGUGAACGACUUCCCGGACAGUUGACUGCUGAACACUUUGAACGCGACAUGUUGAGACAGCGUCGUGCGCCCUAG